GGGUGUAUGCGGAAGUGCCGGGACUGAUGGCUGGGGAGCAGCGCAGGCCGAGAAGCUCCGGGGCAGCCUGGGACGUGGACCCCAUGGAACGAUUCAUCUGCCCCAUCUGCCUGGAGGUGUAUCUGGACCCGGUGCGGGUUACCUGCGGCCACAUAUUCUGCUCCUCCUGCCUCCAACAGUGUAUGAAGCAGAAAAGUCCUAUCUGUGCCGUUUGUCGUUCUGCCCUGAGCCCCAGCUGGAAAGCCUCGGACCUGGAGAGGCAGAUGCGGGACAUCCAGGCCUCAUGUAAAGGUUGUCAUAUACAGAUGGCCCUGUCAAACAUGCGCAGCCACUCCGCCACUUGUUCCAAGUAUGAGAGCUACGUUAUGGAGGGGAUUAAGUCGGUGAAGAAGGAACAGACGCAGGUUGUCAGUGAUGUCCCUAACCGCUUCACCUUUAUCUGUCCAUACUGUCGGCAGCAGAACCUGGACCAGGAGGGUUUGGUGGAGCAUUGCAAUAAAUUUCACUUCUCUGACCCAACACCAGUGGUUUGCCCUAUUUGUGCCUCCAUGCCCUGGGGAGACACCAGCUACAGGAGCUCCAAUUUCAUGGAGCACAUCCACCGCCGACACAGGUUCUCAUAUGAUACAUUUGUGGAUUACAGCGCUGAUGAGGACGCCAUGAUGCGUGAAGCGCUGGUACGAUCCCUAACGGACAAUUGAGAAUGUCGGUGACUGAAGAUGCCAUGCACAUUGUCUAGCUCUACGUGUUUUGCUGCUCUUCUGCAGUUGGAUAAUCCAUGUAAUGGGAUAGGCUGCUGAUGAGUGGAUAGCGUCUGUUCUGUUUAGACACUGAUCUUGGGUGUGUCUUCACCGCUCAGUGUGUCCAGGUGAUAGAUGUCACUGUAGCUGACGCCCCUCUCCCUAUAUAAUGUUCUGUUAUAAUAACUUUUAGUGUACAGGUUUCUAUGUGUAUUCAUGUAUUUUGUAGUCAGGGAGAUAACAAGAUCUUUGUAUAAUGUAUACCGCUGGAUUUUAUAUCUGAUUUCUUUAUUGCAUUCAGUUGACUUUUUUUUUCAUUGAUUAUAACCUUCUUAUUGGGUCAAUGUUUUUUUUUUUUUUUAACAUAUAUCUUAAAGGGAGUCUAUCAGCAGUUCUGACCAUGCUAAACUGCUGGAAGCAGUAGGUAGAUGCCAGGGAGAGCAGGACAAACCUACCUAAUGUGUAUUGUUUAUCAUCAGGAGUAGUGUGAAUAUGAAGUUUUAUUCUGCCAUAUUCUGUUCCUGCCCAGGAGGCGGAGCUAUUUGCAUUGUACUGCUUCUCGGCUCCUCCCUUCUACUCUGAGUGACUGCUGUAGCAUCCAGCCAGGAGACCACUCCACUGUCACUCAGAGCAGAGGAUCUAUGAAGUAGGUCAAUGCAGAGAGGAGUUCACACUGAAGCUGAGUGUAAUCUAGCUGAAUAAAACGUCAUAUUCUUACUACACCUAUUUGUCCUGUUCUCCUCAGCUCCUACCUAGUGCUGUCAGCAGUUUAGCACGGUCAGAACUGCUGACAGUCUCCCUUUAAAGUUUCCUUUUUAACUCCUUAUAGGAUGUAGUCUCUCUAGUCUGAGUUCAUCAUGCACAACCUCAGGGCGAGAUAUAUUAAACAUGUUCAAGGCUUUUUCUUUUCCUCCUCAGAUCAGCUCCUCUGUCACCUAUCCUGGCUUUUCUGUUGAGAAAUGAUUUGCUCCUUCGUGCAUAAAUAUAAUGUUUUUAUGAACAAUAAAUCAUCAGGCAGUUAUUUUUACUUAAUGGGGUUCUUCGGGAAUACUUAUCUUUUACCAAGUGACUGCAGUCUGCCUCUCCAACGGAACAUACCUAUAAGUGUGGAUCAUUUACUCAAAACAUUAUUAUGCAGGUGCUGACAUAAAACGACACAAAAAUCACCUAUAUCAAAUACCAAAAUACACUGCAACGCAUGUUAGAAAUAUUUCAAAAUGAUCUUUAUUGAUUUAUAAAAUACAGCGUAAAAAUAAUUAUAUGCAUUUGCACACCAUGACCACAAGGGGGCCGUACUAGGUCAACUAUAGUAUCACAUACAAUGUCUAAUAAAGGGAAAAGUAUGCAUCAAAAGUGACAAAGACCAUAUGGUAUUCCCUGAAAAACGUUUUAGUUUCAAAAGUUGGUUUUAUUAAAGAAUGACAUAGGAUAAGGUUACAAAACCAGAAACAAUAUCAUAAAAGAGCACCUCACGCAGGAGGUGGUUAAUGAUAGGUGUAUAGUUUUAUGCAUGUAGUAUCAAACAAACAGGGGAAAGUGAACAGGAGAAAAUAAUAAAAUAAAAAAAAUUCAUUCACAUACAUCAGGUAACAAAAGCAUGGUAUCCUUGUGAAUGCAAGGCUUAGGAAUUCUUAGAUACAUGGAGGGGGCAGAUGUUGCGGACAGAAUGUAACCCAGGCAUCUCGGAGCAUAAAUUAGGGGAAGUCCUGAAAAACUUUUUUAAAAGACAAAGGAGUAUAAAUAUACAGACCCAGAUUAUACUUGCUUUAUUUAUACUCCUUUGUCUCUUAA
Bufo bufo (common toad) is the source of this 2531-nucleotide messenger RNA. It is a transcript of the gene RNF114, whose product is annotated as ring finger protein 114. Gene Ontology annotation, biological process: protein polyubiquitination; ubiquitin-dependent protein catabolic process. The record is from RefSeq and is a predicted model, not a curated record. The transcript is spliced from 6 exons. The coding region runs from base 27 to 701 and encodes 224 amino acids. Gene Ontology annotation, molecular function: ubiquitin protein ligase activity. NCBI's taxonomy places the organism in Eukaryota, Metazoa, Chordata, Amphibia, Anura, Bufonidae.